Molecule: messenger RNA, 2856 nt
Organism: Exophiala bonariae
Lineage: Eukaryota; Fungi; Ascomycota; Eurotiomycetes; Chaetothyriales; Herpotrichiellaceae
Exons: 2
Coding region: 1-2856 (951 amino acids)
Biological process (GO): nuclear migration along microtubule; mitotic spindle orientation checkpoint signaling; establishment of spindle localization
Cellular component (GO): mating projection tip; spindle pole body; cell cortex
Source: RefSeq, a predicted model, not a curated record
AUGCCACCGCCACGACCUGAAACUGAUGUGCCAGCUGGUGCCAACUGGGAACUGCCUGCACCCGAAGCCUUUCCCAUCAAUCUCAUUGAGUAUCGCUCGAAUCUCACUGCCAGCCCUCCCUCGCGGUUCCUCAAAACCCUCGAUUUGUUGUUGAGUCGGCCUGCAACUCAAUCAUAUGACCAACCUGACACCAAAAGCAGCCCCAGCCUGCGCUGGUCCAACUGCCUCUCAUCCGUGUCCCACCUCCAACAGCAGCAGGUCGCCCUGCGCAUGCUGUCUGGCAUGACCUCUGCUCUACGUCGUCCCUCGAUGGUGGAGACGCAGAGUGAAUUUGAUCUCCAUCAACUUCUCGUUCCUACUCCCACCAACGAUGUCCCUCCGCAAAACCACUCUUCCUCCGCCUCCUCCGGCCCCAACAGCGAUGCUGGGUCUUUUGUCAUCCCGGACAGCUUGUCGAGAAGCAAUUCCGUCUACUCCUUUUCCAGAGCCUCGUUCAGCAGUCAACUGGCCAGUCUGACUUCGAUGAGCCUGCCCCAGGCCGAAUCCUUGGCUGUUACUGUCACGAACCUCCCCACCGCCCGAAAGGCCGUCAAAGCUUUGACCAGUGCCGCCGAACAGAUUCAAUCGUGGAACAAGAAGGCGCUGAAGGUUUUGGAAAAUCUUGACGCUGACGAAGAUGUCGAAUGGGCAGCCGCCGCCGGAAGGCUGGGUCUGGACGAUACCGAGAAGACCAUCAAGAAGUUUGAGAAUCUGAUCAAUGUAUAUGUCAUUUCUAUCGAGGAACUGCAAUCGCGGCCCGAUAUUGGGGACGCCAGGACCGAGGAUCUCCAGGCCGUCGUCGAACAGAUGGAGGUCACACUGGAAGGUUGGGAAAACGUACGACGUGACUUGAAGAAGGUCCAUGAACAGGUCGAAUUGGCUAUGGAAUGGGAAGAGCUUUGGGCAAAAGUCCUCGGUGACGUUGGGGCGGAAAUGGAUAGCUUGAGCCAGCUAGUCUUCGAGAUGGAAGAAAAGAGACACGCAGCGUACCAAACCCAAACACAAGCCGGCCCGAGUCAAGUUUUCGAUCUGAACGAGUUGGAAAGUUACAUCGACGAGCCAUCACAGAAAAAGACCACGCAGAAUUCCCGUUUCAGUCUCCCACCCUUCGAAUCUUCACCUUUGGGUUCACCGAUUAUCGAGAACCCCGCGGACGAUUCGAAUUUACUUGCCCUAUUCGCCCGCAUGCAGCCUCUCAGAGCGUCGCUAGAUUUCCUGCCUAUGCGGCUAUCCAUGUUUCAGUCUCGGGCCGAGAAUGUAUUUCCCGUUGCCUGCAGAGAGCUCGAUGAUAAAUGUGCACGAUUGGAACGAAAUUGGACCGACCUAUCGAAAGAAGCAGACAGUUUGCGACGAGAAUUGAGUGAAGACCGCUGGGUAAUAGUGUUCCGGAAUGCUGGUCGACAAGCUCAGAAGAUGUGCGAAUCUGUGGAAAGGAGUAUCGUCAAGGUUCAAGAAGCCAUUGGUGAGGAGUACCAAUCAACCAAUCCUGCGGCACUCGCCAAAAGGAUUGAGAGCUUCGAAGCCAAAAAGAUGCACUACGCUCCCGCCAUAACCAGAGUGCUCGCGAUUAUCCAAAAGGGUCUUAAAGACCGACUCACCGUGAAUGGUGAAAUACUACGCCUACACAAGGACCUCUCCUCUAGGAUGAGAGAUCUGACAGACACUAUUGAGGACAUGGACUCGUUGUUGGAACCAUUCAAUGCUCGACAUAAUUCCAAGUUAAGAGAAUCGAUAUCAAGCAUCGUCUCAGCCGAUCGCUCUUUCACCAGUACCACAUUUCCUGGGACGCCUGGAAGUUCUCCACCAUCUUCGAUCGAUCUUCCUCCUCAAAGGAGCGAACAAAUCACCUCCAAAUAUGGACUCAACGGCUACAGUAAACCAAGGGCUGUAUCUUCCAGCCGACCACCACCUACAUCGUCAAAUCGACGAUCUUCCAUGCUUCCACACACCAGACGACCGACGACUCCCAUGUCUCAAGGUAGUAGCUCGAUGAUACGGCGCACAGCCUCGCCUUUACCCGGCCCUCCAUCGGUCUAUCGUCAAGGCUCGUACACCCCACCAGUGGCCCCUGUCCCUCGCCCUGGGCCCACACCACUAUCAAGCAAACCACGAUGGUCGGCUGUAGUCAAGCGUGACUCUACGCUAGCACCAACUUAUCGGUCAUCAACAUCAACCACACCCUCAAGCACGUCGACGAUGCGCAGGUAUGCGCCACGCUCCAUAUCGUCAAACACGGCGUUACCCUUGAGAAGUCCUCUCAGUAGGGAGGCUUCAGCUUCACCAGACAGCUUGUCACCCCAAUUUGCCACACGAGAACGUCAGCAGUUCAAGUCAUUUGCCGAGAGAGUGGCAGAUCCAUCGCCGGUGAGAACUAGCAGUUUGAUGGACCCAGUCCCAUAUCAUCGAGGGCGCAAUUCAAGUGCCCCUACUGGUACCAUUCGAUCUCCAUCCUCCCUUGCUGUCCAUAGCCAGCAAAAACCCACCAUGAGUGGGAUGACUAGACCACCAUCAUCCCUCAGUCGGAGUUACCACUCCACGCAAACCCUACCAUUGAGAAACAUCGCUCCCAACCAGCGAGCAGAUAACAGAAAAGAAACACGAAGACGAGAGGAUUCGAUCGGUUCGAAUGAUCUAGAUCAAGCAAGUGAAAACGAAGACGACCAGGUCACCGAGCCGAAUUCAAGUCCUCUCUCAAAAAGAACAAUCACCAGACCUGCCAGUGUUCUGGCAAUGAACAACAAAGGGAAAAGAAUGUCAUUACUACCCGUUCCCAAAGGAAGUGGCAGACAGAGUUCACUAGGACAUAGAAUUUCAUGA